AUGGUAUCACCUAAAUCUCGAUCGCACAUUAGUGCUGAUCAUAUUGAAGAGUCCAACACUACCGCCAAUCUGUUUUUAGGCGGCGUGCGGAGGAACUGGAUGGACCCGCAGACUAACUCGGAGAACUCGGCUACGCGAAAUCCUCGCGUUGAAGUUGAGCUUCCAGUCCCUUCCUACCCUCUUCCUCACGAGCUUACCUUAAUGUCCCCCGUCACGCCCGGAGAGACCCUUACCCAAUUUACCUCACGUGGUCCUACUCAUACGGCGAAAAAACCCGACACGCGAACGACGGCAACGACGGCUCUUCCAUCACCCGUUCUUAGUACAAAUUCUCACCCAAGUCCUGUGAGCGCCGAUGGAAUCGUCUCAAAUAGACCUCCCACACUACCGCCAAUCUCUACACAACCCACGGGACAGCGUGGCGAUGACGAGCGCAUAGCGGUCCAACCUCCUCCCAGUGGGCUCGCCACGUCACAACGCGUGACCCAGUCCCCUCUAAUGGGACGCGACUGGUCCACAAAUCCCCCCUCAUUCACAGGCACCCGCGUAGGCGCCAGUACACAGGAACACACCGUCUCGGGGCCACGAACUAGUCCGCAGCAGAAUGGAGCUGGGGCAGUGGCCAUCUAUAAUGAUACUUGGAAACAAUGGUCUACCCACUUGGAGGCCUUGGUAAACGAUUUGCUCGCAAAGGGAGCAAUACCUCCUGCUCACUCGAGGGAGAAAAAUGUUGUUCAGCCUCGGAUCGAGCUAUUGCGCCAGGCCAUUAGACGUAAGGACGUUUUCUAUCUGGUGAUGCAUCAAUUGUACUGCCGAUAUAGCAUUGAUCAAAGUACAUUGGGUCAAAUUAGAGCCCCUGAGGCGGGCAUGAAGACGCUUAUCCCUCUUCUGGAAGACAACGGAAAGAUGCGCAAUGUAGCUACCACUGCGUUUGCCAAUUUCCCGGAAUCUCCACAGCAGUUAAUGCAGAAAAUCUGGUACCUCCAGGUGCUAUCCGGAGUUCCCAAGUUUCUAUCACGGCUUGCAACUAAAUGGCAUGGCAUCUGGCUCCAGGCCCAGCAUCCCCCGUUGGUGGCUCAUCUUUGGGAAGCACUUGCUUGUCCAUCUCCAAUUUUGAUUUCGGUGAUGUUCAUGUGUGUUUCACGCCGUCUUCAUCACCAGGAUUAUGAAAAAUCCUUGCUUGAGUUGUUCUGGAAAGAUUUCGAUGCUUUUAAGCAGUGUAUGGACUCUGGACUGUCCGCGACGAACCAGCAGGCACUCAACCGUCUUUUUGCACAACAGUAUCUCAAAUUCCCACGUUCGUCGGAAUAUCUACCACAAACACCAUCUUCUUCCCACUCUGCACCACCUCCCAGACCUCAGAUCCAAACGAUGUCUCAAGCUGCCCCAGGAGUACCAUCGCCCCAUUCCCGAUCUUCGGUAGCUGGUGCUAGUCAACCUGCCACGAGUUCACCUGCUCUAAUACCACUUGGUGGACCUUUGCAGAAUUUCACCUCAAAUUCACCCCAGGGUCAGGUUGUUGGUCCAACUCCUAGGCCCUAUCAAUUUGGUGCAAACUCACAAGUGCAGAAUCCCCCACAACAUCCUUAUUACUACCCCAUGUCACAGGGGCAAGGGCAGGUGCAGGGACAGGGACAGGGGCAGUGGUAUCCAGUGAAUUCACAUAUGGUUCCAAAUAUGAAUCCACAGAUGCAAAUGCAGAUGCAGAUACCGCUUGGACAGGUACAACCUUCUCGAGGGCACCAACCACCGCCAGCUUCACAUGUUCAACAAAUGCAGCGUCGAACAAUGGUUGCCACGACUUCAGUAGCGCCUGCCAACCCCUCUACCACCUCCCUCCAACCAAGUGCUCUUACCCCCACACAGUCAGCGCAGUCACUCCAGCACCCGAUGCCGCCACAAAGGCCUAAUAACCAUAUCAACCAACAGCGUUCGAUGACCUCACAGUCAUCUGCUUCACCCACCACACGCACACCUCAGGGGCAGCACUCUCAGCCUUUGCCGAACCCUCCCUUCCUACCACCACCUAACUACAGAGCACCCAUGAUGGUGAAUCCGAAUCCAACGUGUCUCGCCUUGCAUCUAGUUCACCUUCGUGAUCCCAUGAAGAAACUAGUAAAAGAGGGUUCAGAUGGCAACGACAUCGAGACCGAUCUCUUCACUUAUCUUAAUGCCUUCGCUAUACACCCAACCAUCAUCAAUGCUGACCAGCCUAUCUAUAGCUGGAAUAUCUCUUUCACAGACGAUGAGCGCCAAAAGUUCCCACACAUAGCCUACGGGAAAGACAGCCACUCUUCCGUCUGGACCUUCAAGCCUGGUUGCCGGACUAUUCGCCUGCGAUUCAUUCGUCUUCCUGGCAAUCUGGAUUCUGUGAAAGAGAACACCUGGGCUACUGCGGGCACUUUCUGGCCCAGUGUUUUUUACAUCACUGUAAACGGCAAAGAGCUCCAUGUGCGUCGAAAGGUUCAUAAUGGAAAAGACCUGCCUUUGGACAUCACCGAGCACCUCCACGCUGGCGAAAAUACCGUACGGCUCGAUCUGAUCUUAGGAAAGGAUGAGUGCAAGACCAUCAAAUACGCCUUUGGAGUGGAGGUCAUGGAGGUUACCGAGUUCGACCAGAUACUCAGCCUGAUCCAAUCCCUCCCAGCCGCCGACUCUCGCGCAGCAAUCCAGAAGCGUCUUUCUCCUAUCACCGACGACGAUGAUCUGGCAGUUGUCACCGACAACCUCACAAUCGACCUAGUGGAUCCCUUUAUGGCACGCAUCUUCGAUAUCCCCGUUCGCUCGCGCCACUGCACCCACCAUGAAUGCUUCGACCGUGACACUUUCAUAAAAACCAGGAACUCCGUAUCCGGCCUAACACCAAUGGUCGAUAACUGGCGCUGCCCGAUCUGUAAAUCAGAUGCACGCCCGCAGUUCUUGGUCGUCGAUCAGUUCCUUGCUGAGAUACACGCCCAACUCACCAGUACAAACCGACUUGACGGGGUCAGAGCAAUCCAGAUUAAGGUUGAUGGGACCUGGACCCCCAAGUACAACACCGAUGAAACCUCGCCCGAUGCAGACAGAGUCCUUUCUCCAAAGCGCAAAGCUGAAGGCCCUUGGGGUCCUGUUGUUGCCUCGCGGCCCAAGAAAAGUGUGUCCAAUGCCAGCCAUAGCCCGGCUAUUCGCACCCAAGAACCUGAAGUCAUCGAAUUAGACUAA
Messenger RNA from Penicillium vulpinum, 3201 nucleotides. Its product is annotated as MIZ zinc finger domain protein. Bases 1 to 3201 code for a protein of 1066 amino acids. NCBI's taxonomy places the organism in Eukaryota, Fungi, Ascomycota, Eurotiomycetes, Eurotiales, Aspergillaceae. Gene Ontology annotation, biological process: protein sumoylation. Gene Ontology annotation, molecular function: zinc ion binding; SUMO ligase activity. The transcript has a single exon. The record is from RefSeq and is a predicted model, not a curated record.